AUGAAUUAUGGAAUCAUUGUCAUCUUCAUCCUCAAAGAGAUUGAGUCUCAAGCACCAGAUCUGGUUACAUCACUUCCCGAUGGCGUCAUGUUUGACAUCUUAGCACGUGUUCCAAGGUACGAGUAUCCAACACUCUCCCUCGUUUCCAAGCAGUUCCGAUCACUAGUUGCUUCACCUGGUCUAUACAUAAGACGAUCCGGCUUCACCGAACACUGCUUCUAUGUUCUCCUCUAUAACUACAAAUCACAUGAUUACCGUUGGUACAGUCUGCGACGGAAAGCCAACGGCAAACGCCGCUUUGUCCUUGUCGACUCGCUUCCAGCUAAGAAGCUUGAUGCAAGCAUUCUCUCGGUAGGGUCGAGCAUUUACGUGCUUGGUGGCGGGAGAGAUGGCUUUUUAAGAAUUGACUGUAGAUUUCACACUGUGGAACACCUCCCCAACAUGCCUUUGCACAUGUCUCAUAAAAUUGCUGACGUCAUCGAUGGGAGAAUCUACGUGAUAGGAAACAACUACGACUCGAUGAAGAAGAAGAAGGCGAUGGUGGUGUUCAAUACAGAAGCACAAAUGUGGGAGCCUGGGAUGAUAAGACCAGACAUAGAUCUAGGCUAUCAGACGUGGUCUAGUUGUGUCGCGAUGGCUGAGAAGAUGUACACAACGGAUAAUUCUAAGAGCUUUGUUUACAAGCCAAAGGAGGGUAAAUGGGAAACAGAAGAGAUGCUGAGUUCUAAGACGUGGGGGAGUAAUGCGUGUGUUGUCGAUGAUGUAUUGUACUAUUUUGAUAAGCUGGACUUAAGAGCAUAUGAUUCAAAGCAUAGGUGUUGGGGAGUGGUGAAAGGUUUGGAAAAUUAUUUGCCAAUGACUAUAAGGUCAGAUUGGAUAGGCACUGCGAACUACUGUGGGAAACUUGCUUUGUGUUUUUCUAAAGGAUGGGGGCCUUAUCCUAAAGGAAGAGGGUGGUGUAGAACAAUGAAGAUUUGGUGUGCUGAGAUUUCGCUGGAAAGACGUCAAGGAGGACAAAUUUGGGGUAAAGUUGAGUGGUGUGAUCAGGUUCUGGUCGCUGAUAAUUUAUUCGUGAAGAAAUUUGUAACUGUUUUGGUCUGA
Molecule: messenger RNA, 1101 nt
Organism: Raphanus sativus (radish)
Lineage: Eukaryota; Viridiplantae; Streptophyta; Magnoliopsida; Brassicales; Brassicaceae
Product: F-box/kelch-repeat protein At4g38940-like
Exons: 3
Coding region: 1-1101 (366 amino acids)
Molecular function (GO): protein binding
Source: RefSeq, a predicted model, not a curated record